Messenger RNA from Oreochromis niloticus (Nile tilapia), 4785 nucleotides. RefSeq names its product histamine H3 receptor. The transcript is spliced from 4 exons. Gene Ontology annotation, molecular function: G protein-coupled serotonin receptor activity; histamine receptor activity; G protein-coupled acetylcholine receptor activity. Gene Ontology annotation, biological process: adenylate cyclase-inhibiting G protein-coupled acetylcholine receptor signaling pathway; G protein-coupled receptor signaling pathway, coupled to cyclic nucleotide second messenger; chemical synaptic transmission. Bases 2529 to 3860 code for a protein of 443 amino acids. The record is from RefSeq and is a predicted model, not a curated record. Gene Ontology annotation, cellular component: dendrite; synapse; plasma membrane. Lineage: Eukaryota; Metazoa; Chordata; Actinopteri; Cichliformes; Cichlidae.
UUCUGCACUCCCUGUAUAAUGAAUUUGGUUUAUCUGAAGUGGUUGGACAAAAGUAUUCGCCAUUGAGGAAUUGCAGCCAUUUUUGGUACAUUUUUAGAGACUCAAAUCUUAUUGGAUAACUCAUUCUAGGUCUGGGGUAUUUCUCUAUGAACUGAGCAUGGCAAAAGAUUUGAAGUGGAGCAUUUGGAAGCUGUGAACAUAUUAACAGACAGAUGAGCUCAAACGAAUCCAUCACAGAAAGAGAUAGCAGGAACAUUUGGAUUGGCAAUUUGGUAAAUUCGUAGAAAACCGUGUACAAUGUUUAGCCAAGUGACAACCACUCUCCAAAUGAAAAACAAUACCAUUGUUCACAAGAAGAAUUGCAGAUAUUUUAUCACAAGGUGCCAAAGAGUCAUCAUCUCAGAGAAGAGGAAGGACAGAUUAGAGUUAAAUAAAACACAUCGUAAAAUAAAAGGUAAAGCAAUUCUGAACUGUCAGCGCAGGGCAUGCAUGGCAUGAAAUGGCACUGGGUCAGUAGUGUUUACUGAUGAUGUGUCAGAAGCAGCGAGAAAUCUGAAGAGCUAUAAUUUUUGCUCACAUUCAGCAAAGUGCAGCAAAACUGGCUUGACUGCACGCCAUAGUAGCAAAUGCAGUAAAAAAGGAGAAAAUCCAUUGUUUGAUGAUGCCUUUAGCUUCCAGACUGUAAGCAAUCAAUGUCAAGGGUCCUUAACUGGGAAAGGUUUAGGAAUAAACACUUUGUUAUUAUGCUAAUUUGUCUUAUUGCACCUAAGCUCCUGAAAACACAAGACUGUAUAAAUAUGGAGUUCCUUAUGAGUUAAUGCUAUAUUUUUGUUCAACACCUGUUGCUGAGAUGAGAGUUUUAACCCCAUAUUCAUCAUAUAACUGUAACUUGAACAUGUUUUAAACAGCCAAAGACCAUUAAUUUCAUAAAUGUUGAAAAAUAUAUGUGGACCUAACACCACUCGUUCAUUUAAGGUGUAAAACAAAGUAUGGCACUCCAGAGUUCUCAGCAUUUAAAAAAAAAGAUGAUUAUUGAUUGAAUCAAAUUGUGAAAUAGAUUUUUUAAAAUAGCUCAUAAAAGUUUCAUAUAAAGUUUCAAAUUCCUCAUUUUUUAAUGACAGAUGUCGCAAACAACUUAAAGACACCCUGAAAACCUUUCACUGAUGAUGUACAGAUGUAGCCUACAACUCAUAUUUUCUGAUGGGUCUGGUUUUCACAUAGCAAACAGUUAUAGGCUCAUAAAAUGGGCAGUCUUCUUCUUUUUUAUUUUUUACUACUUUUUUUUUUUUUUUAAUUUUUUACUAAAAUGACCAAGAAGUACGGCAGCCAUGAUAAGAGCUGGUCAAUUUCCUUAAAUUAAAAGCGCUUUAAUUUCGCUUUUCUCCUUAUCUUAAUAAACAUAAGACAAAUUUCCGGUACAAGAAAGGGAGAUAAUGCCAUCCUAUAAUUCUUUGGCAGCUACAUUGAAAGCCUUAUAUGUCAUAAUUUUUUGUUACUGACAGGAUAUUUUUAAAUAAAUUAAUCUCCUUGUCUUUUCUCUAAUGCCACGGCAUUUUUCACUGAGGUUAAGUAAUGGUGUAUAGCAAAAGAUGCAGGAUGUUAAUUUUUCUUUAGGUUUCCAACCUUCCUCCAAGAUUAUCACAUAUAUUAGUAAAGAGAAAAAAGGAUCACAAACUCAGAGUAAUGGCAUUAUCCAAUAAAAACAAAUGCACUUAUGAAAACAAGAGUGAUUAUUUGAUAACAAAAGAUAUUGUUUUUUCCCCUUCAUGUGAUGUUUUGAGACUCGUUAAGAACAAUCUCAUCCCCAGUAUCAGAAGGCUGACAAAUGGAUCCUCUCAGAAAACAAACUGAUUUUUCCGUUUGUGCCCGUAUUUGUGUUCUGAUAUUAGUCUGAGUUCUGGGUACCCUGUGUUUAAUAAGAGGGGGUAUUUGUAUAGAUAAGUCGGUGGUAAUUUUAGAUAAUUACGUAAUUUUUUUCGCGAAAUAAAGGGAUAAGAUGGUCAUUCACACUGGACAUUGGCCUCUGAGUCACGGAACUUGUUGCUUUAUGUAAAUAUCUGCUGGCUGGCUUAUUGCGACAUCCUGUUGCAUAAAGCUCAGAUCAUUUCAUUUCAGCCUGCUUCAUGCGUCUGGAGCACUUCAGGUUUUGAUUGCAGACAUGAGCCUUUGAUCAGCUGUUGGGUGGGCAAAAAAAGCAAAUCGUCCAAAACAGCAAACAUCAUCUGAACAAGGCCGGAAUUUGUUUUGUUUUCAAAAUAAAAGUUUAAGAAUUCGUCACAUCUGUUAGAAAACAUACAAGAAGGACGUUUUUAUAGGGAAUUUUAUAUUUUAAUCCGACAGAAAACAAGAAUAUUGCUAUGUCUUAAAAGGGGUGUUAAAAGGGGCAGUUGUUUUAAAUGCCUUGUUAUUUAGGUUGCUCAUUAAGCUGCAUGCUGGCUGUCAUUGUUAUAUUUUCUGCCGUCGGCAGGACAUCAAAUAUAACUUGUCACAUUAAAUGUGCAUCUUGAAUACAGAUUUAGAAAACACCGAUGCGCCUUGUUCGUCUUGAAACCUUACAGGACUGGUUUUAUUUUGAAAAAGUAUCCGGAUUAAGUACUUUAUCUCACCUCUGGUCAGUACUGACGUUGUUAACAAAACCAACGGUGCGCUCCGCAGUAUCAGCACAUCCAGCAUCAGCUGGGAUUGUAGAUGACAGAGUCCAGAAAGGAGAGAGGACCCAGAGGAACAAUACUCAUUGGAACGCGCUGGUCAUCAUGGCUUUUAUUGUGGACAAAACCCUGAGAAAUCAAAGCAACUACUUCUUUUUGAACCUUGCUAUAUCCGAUUUUCUAGUGGGUGCCUUUUGCAUCCCGGUGUACAUCCCCUAUAACCUGACCGGCAGGUGGAUGCUGGGCAAAGGGCUCUGCAAAGUGUGGCUGGUCAUGGAUUACCUCCUUUGCUCAGCCUCUGUCUUCAACAUUGUCCUUAUUAGUUAUGAUCGCUUCCUGUCAGUCACAAGAGCAGUUAAAUACAGAGCUCAGAGGAACAUGACCCACCAGGCUGUUUUCAAGAUGGUGGCGGUGUGGGUGCUGGCCUUCCUCCUCUACGGCCCUGCCAUCAUCUUCUGGGAAACGAUCGUCGGCUACAGCAUUGUCCCGGCCCACGAGUGCUAUGCUGAGUUUUAUUUCACCUGGUACUUCCUGCUGAGUGCAUCUACCUUUGAGUUCUUCACCCCGUUUGUGUCGGUGGCCUUUUUCAACCUCAGCAUCUAUCUCAACAUCCAUCGCAGGAAUAAGAGUGGGGCCGCCUGUGCUGAAGACAAUGCCAAGCCUCAGAAGAACAAUGAGAAGCAUAAAGAUGGAGCAGGCUGGUCUGUGUUUUUUGUCAAGACUCGGAAGGUGAUGUCAAGCGAGCCUGUUGCGAUCUCUGCGGUCAUCGAAGAUGACGACAUCUUGUCUCCCUCCUCCAGCGGGGAGCCUAACGCCAGUCAGAUAUUAAUGCAGCGAGAGAAGUUCUCUCCACACAGAAAAAACUCCAGGUUGUUUCAGCACACGGCCUCCUGCAUGGUGCCUGGCCGUAGGACACCGGGAUCUCGGCUUUCCAGAGACAAAAAGAUUGCUAAAUCUUUAGCCAUUAUAGUCUGCAUUUUUGGGAUAUGCUGGGCUCCGUACACUCUACUGAUGAUUAUCCGUGCCGCCUGUAGCGGUAAAUGUGUGGCGAACUACUGGUACGAGAUUACCUUCUGGCUUCUGUGGCUGAACUCUGCCAUCAACCCGUUCUUGUACCCUGUGUGCCACAGCAGCUUUCGAAGGGCUUUCUCAAAGAUACUGUGCCCUAAAAGACAAUCAGUUCAACCACAGAUUGAAGUUCAGUCUUGUUAGAUGAACUCAAAUGAACUUGCAUAUUUUAUGAAUGGAGUAAAUGUUGCUGAACACUGUAAAAAAUCCAUUUGAUGUUCUUCUAUAAAAAAAAAGUCCAGUUUUCGAAAAUUAGGUAAAUGUUUGCAUUUAAAUGAGGAUUGUAAGAUACCUGACAGCAAUAUGAUGACACAACACAGCUGAAAACACAAUAUUCUUAUGGGCAGAACAAUAGACUCUUGUGGUACCAUUGGAUAAAUCUGCCCACGAUUAAACCACCUCUCAAAGACAGUUUCAGAUUUUUCUAAUGUUGUGCUUGUUCAUUUUAAAACCUUCACAGAUUCCCUCUAAGUAGGACAUUAAGUUCUUUAUGUGCAGAAGGCUGUGAAAUGAUGGCUUAUGCAGUCUUAAAGAAGGUGAUUACCAUAAUUUAGUCUAAGACAUCACACAUAUAUGAGAACUACUGAUCACCAGGUUGUUAAAUUGUGUUCUGUCUGAAUGGAAGCACGACGCAGACAGAAAUGACAUCUUCACCCAGCAUCCAAUUUCAUAGCGGCCGCCGUGAGAACAUUUCAACUUCUAUUUAGAUGAAGCUGAUGUGAAGCAAGAACUUAAUGGUCUUUUGAUGGCUUCAGAAUAUAUCUGCACAUGAAACCCUUUCAUGUUACAGUUUCAAAUAUGCAGCUGCACGUUUGAUUUUAUGCUCACUUUAUGCUCAUGCCCCUUAAAACUAUACAAUGCAAAUCAUGCAGUGAUAGACUCACAAAUGCAGAGUCCUCCAUAUUUCAAGCACCAGAAAAGAAGACAAGAGUGUGUUUACUGACCAAUGAGUGUACUUUUAGUAAUUCUAAAUAUUUUAUAGUUUUUAUCUUAUAGCAAGGAAAUCUAGCUGACAUCUGUCAAAAUGUUAAGAAAAUAUCAAAACAAAAUGUGAAGCACAAUGAAAAAA